Molecule: messenger RNA, 1587 nt
Organism: Mycena citricolor
Lineage: Eukaryota; Fungi; Basidiomycota; Agaricomycetes; Agaricales; Mycenaceae
Source: the annotation of a GenBank genome assembly
UAGCACUGAUGCAAGCUAUUUCCCGUCGUGAGAGACAAAACAAGAGUCUGAGCUCGUUGGCAAGUUGCCACUCCAAAUGUGACAUGAUCUCAUCAAUCCAUCGAUCUUCGUGGCUCUGCUCUUUUUUCCAAGCCAAAUCGCCAUGAUUGCGUCUUCAGCGGACACUUCAUGGAAUCCCCAUCUCGCACCCCAUCCACCAGAAGGAUCCUCGUCAUCGGCGGCGGAGUCAGCGGCCUCGUAACUCUACGCAAUCUCCUUGAGCGGGGCGACUUCGACGAAGUAUCGUUGGUCGAGAGGCGGGAUGACAUCGGAGGGGUAUGGUACCUCGAUGACACUCCCCAUGCCCGCUUUCAAUCACCUGCAUACCCUGGACUCGUCGGCAACGUUCUCCCUGUCUACCUCUCCUUCUCCGGGCACCCAUUCCCGGAAACCGCUUCCGAAGUCCAUCCCUAUCCGACACUUGCGGACACGCACGCGUAUCUGCGCCGUUUCGCCGCACCAUUGAUCGAUGCGGGCCGGAUACGUCUUAAGACAGAGGUUGUGUGGGUUGAUCAGGUGGAGGAGGGUGAUAGCUGGGAUGUCACACUGUCCACGGGUGUAGUCGAGAGAUGGGACGCAGUGGUCGUUUGCACUGCGUGGUACGACUUUCCCGUGUGGCCGGACACGCCUGGACUCCAGGAUGCGAGGGACGCUGGGCUGGCCGUGCACGCCAAAGAUUGGAUGGGUCCCACUGCCUUUGCCGGUAAGCGUGUCGUCGUUGUUGGCAACGCUAACUCCGCGAACGACAUCGCUGCACAGCUGAAAAGCGUCGCAUGCUCGCCCAUCUACCGCUCCAUCCGCCGUCCCACCCAGCGCCGAUUCGCCUUCCUCUCAGAUUCCAGAGUUGAGGAUGUGAGCGCGGUCGCCCGAUACAAUGUCACUAAUGACGGGAACAAGCUGGAUAUCGAGCUCAUCGACGGUCGCGUUCUUGCAAAUAUCGACGCCGUAUUCUUGGGGACAGGAUACAGCCCAGCUAGUGCACCUUUUGUCCGUGUCCUCGAUGAUCGACGGCAGCUAGUCCCGCUCACCUCUUCGGCCACGGAUCCGCCCCGAAUCCCAUCACUCUACAACCACAUCCUUUACGCACCGAGGCCGUCGCUCGCGUUCAUUGGGACCCUCAUGUCCUUCACGCCCUUUACGCUGAGCGACACAUCCAGCACAUGGCUUGCAUUGUUCUUUGCUGGGCGCCUUGCUCUCCCUGACGACCUGCUCGCCGGCGAGCGAGAGCGCGUGCAGUUCGUGCUGACAGGUCGCGGAGCAGCGGAUUCAUCGUCUUUCAUUGCGUAUCACGUUCUGGGUGCUUUUGAAUUGGACUACGCGCGAGGAUUGGUGCGCGACAUUGCACGGAUUGCACCGGAGUAUGCUAGCGUGUUGCCGACUUGGAGCGAUGAUGAGUGGGCCCAUAGAGAGGGCAUGUAUGAGCGCAAAUGGGUUAGCUUGGAGGCCCAGGCGAGACGAGAGUCAGAGACGUGAUUCGUUUCUAGGCCUGUCGUCCUGAUUGUCAUAUACAUAGAUCCAGUGUACGCGAAUGGAUGCUGUCUUGCAUUC